Messenger RNA from Patella vulgata (common limpet), 5172 nucleotides. Its product is annotated as neural proliferation differentiation and control protein 1. The record is from RefSeq and is a predicted model, not a curated record. The coding region runs from base 79 to 855 and encodes 258 amino acids. Lineage: Eukaryota; Metazoa; Mollusca; Gastropoda; Patellidae. The transcript has 7 exons. Gene Ontology annotation, cellular component: membrane.
GUGGUAGGAGCAAUAUGUCACUAGAUUGAUGACGGUAUGGCAGAGGAAAAUAUCUAAGGAAUUUUGGAUUUAUUUACGAUGUCUUGGCAGCUAAUUUUGGCCGGCCUGUUGCUGACGAUACCCAAUUGUUUGACGGGUAUAGGGGCAAGUUUUCAUUCCCGGUCAAAAGAGGUUCCAGAGUAUUUAACUUUACAACAACUCAUAGAUAAAGCUGGUGCAAGUCGUACAAGCAUACAAGAAAUAAAGAAAGAUGUCCUCGAACCCGGAACUAGUGAUACAGACGCGGACCCGGUGAAACAAACAGACAGUCCUAAAGUUAAUCAGACUGACAAGCCUCCUGUUCCUGGUCAGGCACAACCACAAGUACAGCAUCCGGGAGACGGAAAUACCGGACUCGGUAGUCAUGGAACACCAACUAGUGGAGUUCUAUUUAUAGUUAUUGUUGCUGCGUGUAGUGUAGCAGGUUUAGUUGGAUUAAUAAUGGCAGGUGUCUGUUGGUUCAAGCUGAAUCGAAACGCAAAAGCUACCAGUGAUGUAGAAUAUCCAGCCUACGGUGUUUCUGGACCAAACAAAGACCGUGUUCCAUCUCCUGGAGAUCGCAAAUUAGCUCAGAGUGCUCAGAUGUAUCAUUAUCAACAUCAGAAACAACAAAUGAUUGCCAUGGAAAAGGCAAAUGGUGAAAUGAAACACGAUGCAUCUGAAGAUGAAUCAGAAGAAGAGAAUGAAGAAGGAGAUUACACAGUUUAUGAAUGUCCCGGACUCGCCCCAACUGGAGAAAUGGAGGUGAAAAAUCCAUUGUUCAGUGAGGACACACCCGUUGCCCCAGGACCAGAUGAUCACAAAGAUCAAGAUUAAUAACAUGUGCGAUCUCGUCUAAUCUAUGUUUCUAGUCAAUCUUGUCAUAUUUUAACAUUUCCCUUGUCUAGUGCUAGUGUGUUGUCUCCCUUUACUGUGAUUUUAACAUACGUAUAAAAAGUAAUAUAUUAAAAAAAGGAAAAAAAUCAUGAAAAAAAAAAAUAGUGUGUAAUUAUUAACAAUUGCUGUUUUAUAGCAGACUUUAACAACUGAAACUAAUCACCUUGAUUCUCUUUGAUAUGAGAUAUCGAAUAUAUUAUUUAUUUAGGACCUUACAAGAUAAACAUUAUAUAAGUAAUUUUUCAAUCAGUAGACAAUAUAUUAAUUCUGAUUCUUAACCUGAAUAUAAAAUGUAGUUUUUUAAAAAGGAAUUUGUGUAGGUUGAAAAUAGAUAUUGAAAUAAAUUUAGAUAUUUCAGCUCAAUAUUAUUUCGGAUGGUUAUACUGAACAUGAAAUAUAGUUUUUGAAAUAGUAAUUUGUGGAGGUUCAAAAUUGAUAUUAAAAUAAAUUAUAGAUGUUUAAUCUUAUUUUUAAAAGAAAAGAUAUAAAUGAUAUUUAUUGAAUAUAUUUUGAUUAAAGAAAUAUAACAAUGCAAAAAACAAACCACCAUUGCUUUGUAUAUAAGUUAUUGUUCGAUUAAUUAGGUUCUUGAUCAUUUAGAAUUUUAGGAAAACAAAUCUAAGCACAUUUUUGUUACUGCAUGUUAGGACUAGGAUCACCUGUUUGGUUCGUAAGGCAAAAAAAUCUUUGUGUUUCUUAUUCCAUACUGUUAUCGGUACAAACAUGUAAAUAAAUAAAUAUUUCUAUAAAUGUGUAGUUAAAUUUUUCAAUCUGAUUUCUUAAUUUAGAAAUAGAUAAAACAGACAUUAAUAAAGUCUGUAUCUUUUAUCUGAAUUCAUUACCCUUUAAGUCGUGUACAUACCCUAACUAAAUCUUUUUCCCAAAUCUAUUCUCUGCAGGAAUAAGAAACACAAUAUUUUUUUUUGACUAAUCACUUUUGCUCCCGGUUGUUUAAAUUGCUCAAUCUAAUUCAUCCUUUUCAAAAUUAUUGAAUAAAUAAAUUCCUAUUUGCUGAAAUUCAUAUUUUGACACUGACAUUGCAAUAUAAAUUAAUAGAAUUUAAUGCCAAAAUAUAUUCUCAGAUGUUUACCUCUUAAAGACCAUGCUGCAGCUUUGUUUGAAUAAUGUUCUCUCUCCACUUUGUUAAAUUUUAAUUAUUUGUAAGUAAUAUAUAAAGGGUUUUAUUAUGUAAAGUUUUUGUUGAAUAUAAUAGAUAUAUGUUUUAUGGUUAAGUAAUAAUAAGUUAUAAAAUCAGGGCUUUAGUUCAUAAUAUUUUGUUCAUAAUAUACAGUGUGUCCCAAUAAAUUUGAAUAGUAAAUAUGUAUGCUCUCUCAUAACUUCUAGAUAUUUGACAGACAUUAUUGUGAUAUUGGGAUUCGUAUUUAAUCAGCAUAAAUCCAGUCUAUUUGUGAUUAUUGUUUAGAUGGUAUUACUUGAAUGUACCCUGAUACGAGAUAGUGCAUGGGUUUCUCUGAACAUUUAUUAUCAUAAUAAUAAUAAUUUUUCUUAAUAUUGUGCAAUUCUCAUGCACAAACUAAUAAAUAAUUAACUAAAAUAAAGUAUUAAUCAACAUGAAGGUAUCCGGUAUAUUUAUUUAAAUAUCACUGGGAUGGAUUAUGGAUUAACUGUGUUCAUAUACUAUUUAGAUUAUUAAUUGGAUCUCCUUUAUGGUUGUUUUUACAAUAACCAGAUUAAAAGAUUAGUGUUCAUAUCAAUCUGUUGAAGCAUAAUUAUUUCAUCUAAUAUUUAACUUUUCAACAGGAGAUAAGUUCUGUUUAUGUAUUCUUAACAAUUAUUAACUAACAAUAUAUACAUAUAUUCAUAUUAAAUGUCUUUGAAGAGGGGAGUCUGUCUUGGAAGUUAUGUCUUCAAAUCAUGAAAACUAGUAAUCAUUUUUUUCCUAAAUCGAUUACUAUCAAAAGUUUCUUUUGUUUAUGUUGAAAGAAUUCCUUAAAUGAUAAACAUUUUUCUAGAACAGACAUCCUGAAAAAUUGACAUAAAUUAUUGAAAGAAGAUGACAUGAAUCUAGAGGUUGAAAAUAGUUACAGAAAAAAUUAAUCAAAAAUUAAAUUUUGUUUUUUCCUUGUUGCUAUUAAUCAAUUGAUGAUAUUCAGGGAUCAUUUAAAAAAUAUACAGUAUUAGUAAUUUAUUAAAUUAUCUUUCUUGAAAAUUUUCUCUGAAUUAUUUAAGAUCUUGAAACAUCUUUGAAUUUGCAUCCAAUCACAGAUUAUUGUUCAUAGCCAUUAAAAAGGCAGUAUCUUUGAUAUCAGUUAGAUCCUAGAUUUCAAAGUCAUUUCUUGAAAUAAAAAUCUAACUUUUAAAAUAUAUAUCCCUGAAUAUUGUUAAAUUGAUUAUUAGAUUUCUGUAUAAAGUUUAUUUUCUUAAUUAAUUACCAAACCAACUUGGCUGUGAAAGUUAUGUUUACUAGAAACCACAAAUCUCCCCCUGUUUGCUCUUUGAACUUUCUUUAUUUGUGAUAUAUAUGGAUAAGGAAAAAGAAUAAUUUUAUUGCGACAGGAUUAUUUUAUGUGUAAAUUACCCUGUUCAUGUAUUUUAAUUUGUUGUAAAGUGCAAUAAUGAACGGACCAUGCCAAGUUUAAGGUAUGAUGGAAAUAAAUGUAUAUAGUUAUAUAUAUGUAUAGUAUUACCUGUUGGAUAAAUUAUACAAUUCUAAAAAAAAAUAUUGUUCAUAAAUUCCACAAAUCUUUUUUUUGUAAAAUUCAUAUUCUUAUAAAUUUUACUUGUUUUCAGGUCUAAGCUUGAAUCUGUUGUAUAAUAAAUUCCAAUCAGUCUUUAUUUUAAGACAUUUACUCUAUGAAUUUCAAAAAUUUAUCUUUUUUAAAUUCCCCAAUAAUAUCUUUUAUAAAUUCCAAAUUUUUUUAAUUAUCUCUUCCUUAUUAAUUCUAAGCUUUAUUCUUUUGUAUGAUAAAUUCCAAAGUUGCCCAGUUUUAAAAUUGGACAUAAGCUAGGGUUUGAGUCAAAAUGCAAAUUCUGUAUUAUUAGAAAGCCUGGUAAUCAUCAUAUGAUAAAACAGAUAUCAAAUUGUUUGAUUACUGGAUUGCAUUUAAACAAUAAAAUGGCAAGAGCAGUUUUCCUGUUAAUUAUCCAAUGGGUAAUAUACUAUAUGGCCUAUGAAAGGUUGUUGUUAAAGAUGUAAUGGGUUGUCAUGGGAACAGUUUUAUUUUCAUAAAAUAUUAAAUUUGAAAAUUUUGAAACAGUUAACAAUCACAUUCCUGAAGUAAAAACAUAUUAUUAAAAAUGUUUUGAUGUAUCCAUAUUAAUCAUUCCAUAUAUUAUUAUUGUUUGGCUGAAAUCACCAUGGUUAUUGGUUACUAUUAGUUACUGUUGUCAUAGUUAUUAUAUAUAAUAUAUAUAGGUAUAUAUAGUACUUAAUCAUGUAGUUAAAUCUGGUUGUGUGUUUAUAAGUUUUGUUUCAUAUUGCUAGCUUUACCUUUCAAUAUUUUUGUCAAAUGUUAAUAUUUUCUCUACAUUGGGAUUAAUAGGUUUGAUCUCCUUAACUAAUCUAAGCUGUUAGAAAUGGUCUGUUUUUCCAUAAUUUUUACUUUUACAUUUUAACUUAAACAAUUGGAUAUCAUCUUUAAAAAAAAUUACACAAAAAAAAAAUAAAUGAACUCUUGUACUCUGCUAUUCUAUCGAACCUUUUGAAUUUAAUAUUUGGAAAGAAAAGAAAUAAUUAUCUGUUUUUCCUAUUGUCAUGGUUAUUUUUUUCUUAUUUGUUUUGCAUAUUCUCAGUGAGUUAAAAAGGUCACAAUUUGAACUUUGACAUACUACAAGGUUUUGGGUUAAAAUGUGUAGUUAAUAAGCUUGUGAUAUGGCUAAUUGUUAUUACGAUAAUAUUAGAAUCAUGAUUUUCGGUGGAAGUUACUUUAUAACUAUGGCAGAAUGAUUAUGAUUAUGUGGGUGUUGAUGUGAUGGUUUACUGCAUUUGAAAAUAAAUUUGAGGAGUAGAAAUAAAAUAUAUGAUAAAAUAUCCCCUUUUGAUAAAUGGAAUUUUGCUUGAUUCAACAAAUUCUUGAAGGAAAUGGAAUAGUUCAUUUGUCAAAAAAGAGAUGUUUUAUUUACAUUAUUUCUAUACCUGUGUUUAUGCUUAUUUAUAAUUAGUAAUAUAUAAGUUGUAUAUCACUGCCCAAUGAAAACAUGACAAUAUUUGAAUCUCUAUUGUAAAAUUAUUUGAAUCUUAUUUUGAUUUCUCUGUGUUUUCUGUGGCAAUCUGAAAUAAAACUUUAUCCCCAAAUA